AUGCCGGCCUUUCAAUUUCUGUAUCCAAAAUCGUCUACAGUAUAUUUUUUCUUUGGUCUCAAAAUCAUAACGAUGAGAAAGAUAGCUGUGCAAUUAUAUUCUUCAAUUAUAUUUGUCACGUUAAUAACAAUAGUCAAUUUGAUAUCUGCGAAUUUAACGGCUAUUAUGGUGAAUCAUGGUCCAUGGACAGAAAUUCUCGAAAAUUGGAUUACCCUUCCAAGGCACCAGUUUAACAAUUCUCGUGUCAUACGAGCGAUGAAGAUUGAUGAUAAGAUUUUGACAGUGUCUAAAAUCUCUCCAUCAAAUAAAAGAGAUGUUUCUGAAACUGAUCUUUACUUACUUAGUAUGAUUUAUAAGAUAUUUAAAAAAUUGUCAUUUUUCACUGAAGAGCUUAAUACAGCUUUAAUCUAUUCGUUUAUUAUGUCAUCGUUUUUUUUAGAACCUUGCCCUACUAAUUACACGAGAAUGGGUCAAAACUGCUACCACUUCAGUAAUCGUGAUUUCGACUGGAAAUCAUCGGGUAGUCUUUGCCGUGGUAUGGGUGGACAUUUGGUUGAAUUCAACACGGUCGAAGAGAACCAAGAUGUAAUUGCGGGUAUAAUGUCAAACUCCAAAUUUAAAGGCAAUAAUUUCUGGACAGGUGGCUUAAAUCCAGGACUUUUAUGGAUUUGGGCCAACAGUGCUAGACCGGUUCAACAAGACACUAAACAGACCGUCAUUGGUGAUGGCAGAUGUUUGAAGUUAACUUUCAACGCAUCGUCGAAACUUUAUUCAUACAGAGGUGAAGAUUGCAGCUCAAGACAAAAAUAUAUUUGCGAAUUGACGAUCGAAGACGAAUCAGCAAAUAGGAUCGAAAGGACAGCACGAUUACUAAUUGAUAAAAGUGAUUAG
Molecule: messenger RNA, 891 nt
Organism: Atta colombica
Lineage: Eukaryota; Metazoa; Arthropoda; Insecta; Hymenoptera; Formicidae
Product: asialoglycoprotein receptor 2
Source: RefSeq, a predicted model, not a curated record